AUGCAGGGAGCACGCCAUGGAGAUCUCUCUGCGUCCAAUCUUGAGUUUCAGAUAAAACCUGGCAUCUCCAGGACACCCACCUAUACAGCUCGUUCCAAUAUGGCUGACAAGAAGGCCAGAGGAACAAGUUCAUUCUGGGAAGCAGCUGCUACGAUAAUUGCAGGGGCAUGCGCAAACUGCUUUGCUCCUCACCGAUCAAAAAUUAGGGAGGGUCAUGUUAAACCUUCAGAGGAUGCUCAUGAUGUGUCCACUAGUUCCACAGUCUCAAGAAUUUCAUCAGUAAGCAGCACAAGCACUAGCCAGCACAAGUCAUGGCCAGACCAGUUCUCAUUUCAGGAAAUCUGCCUGGCUACUUCAAACUUCAGUGAACAAAACAAAAUUGGGCAAGGAAAUUUUGGCACUGUGUACAAGGGGAAGCUCAGGGAUGGAUCCAUCAUAGCUAUAAAGCGAGCUAAGAAGAAUAUGUAUGACAGGCACCUAUCUGCAGAAUUCAGAAGUGAAAUCCAGACACUAUCGAAGGUCGAACAUUUAACCUUGGUGAAGUUUCUCGGGCACCUGGAGCACGAGGAAGAACGCUUAAUCCUACUUGAGUAUGUCAGCAAUGGAACACUCCGUGAACACUUGGAUGGAUCACGAGGGGAACCAUUGGAAUUUUCUCAACGUCUCAACAUUGCCAUCGACAUAGUUCAUGCUGUUGCCUACUUACAUGGAUACACAGACCACCCAAUCAUCCACCGUGACAUCAAAUCAUCCAACAUUCUGCUAACUGGCCAGCUGAGAGCAAAGGUGUCCGACUUCGGCUUUUCGCGCCUAGCCCCGGACGACGCUGAAGCCACCCACGUCUCGACAAUGGUGAAGGGCACGGCAGGAUACGUGGACCCUGCGUACCUGCACACGAACCACCUCACCGACCGCAGCGACGUCUACUCCUUCGGCGUCCUCCUCGUCGAACUCAUCACCGGCCGACGCCCGAUAGAGCGCAACCGCGGACGCCAACAGCGCCUCACGACCGAAUGGGCGCUGCGGAAGAGCAGGGAGGGCGAGGUGGUGGUGGCGAUGGACUCCCGGAUGCGCAGGACCAGCGCGGCGGUCGCGGCCGUGGAGAGGGUGAUGGCGCUGGCGGCCGUGGAGAGGGUGAUGGCGCUGGCGGCCGAGUGCACGGCUCCGGACCGUGCGGCGCGGCCGGCCAUGCGGCGAUGCGCCGAGGUGCUCUGGUCUGUCAGGCGCGACUUCCAGCACGAGCAGCAGCGAGCCGCUGGCGCGGGAAAGUUGCGGCGCCAUGGCUCCACCGGUGCCGCCACGUACGGGUCGUCAGCAGUUCGGUCAGUCGGGAGUUUGAAGUAGUUGGAGAGGUCCAGAUGCAGGAUGCUUGCAUUACUUGUACGGAGUACUCCGCAUUACCGCUCGACGUGUGAUUAAGUGAUUUUGACAACCGUGAUGGUACUGAUCAUGGAAGUAUUGUCCAAGUUAGGGUGUCUUUGAUUUGGAGGAUUUAAAACAGAAAAAAAAGGGAUGAGAGCAAUUCUUGCAAAUUUCCAAGAAAACAAAUUUUGAAUCUU
Messenger RNA from Lolium perenne, 1559 nucleotides. Its product is annotated as calmodulin-binding receptor-like cytoplasmic kinase 2. The record is from RefSeq and is a predicted model, not a curated record. Gene Ontology annotation, biological process: protein phosphorylation. NCBI's taxonomy places the organism in Eukaryota, Viridiplantae, Streptophyta, Magnoliopsida, Poales, Poaceae. Gene Ontology annotation, molecular function: ATP binding; protein kinase activity.